AUGAAAAAAGCAUGGUCAUGGUUAUUCGAUAGAAAAUAAUAACCAAGCCAAGUUUAAGAAUAGAGAUAGAAUAAUUUUGAUAAUUUAAUUUUCGAAGAAAAGAAUUCUGAAUUGUAAGGCAAGUUAGCAUCUUAUGAUCCUUAUAAAUAUAAAUAAUAUUUUUGGAGCGCUGAAUAUUAAAUUAAAGAAUCAAAAAAUAGAACUUUGAUCUACUCUUACAAUGGAGAAAUUAUUAGAUAGUUUAAAUAUUAUAUAAUGUAUAGAUAGUAAUCCCACUAUAAAGAGUAAUAAUAUUAAUCACAAAAUAUAUUAAAUAUUGAAUAAAUUAAAUAUUUAAAUUGGGAAGGAAAUUAUGGAAAGAAUAAUUAAAGAGUAGGGAAAUGGGAUGCAUUUUGGAAAGGAGAGAAAUUAAUGGUAGGCGGAUUUUAUGAUGAAUAAGAAUAAAAGAUAGGAAUAUGGAUUGAGUUAGAUCAUAAUUAUAGCAAGUAGUUUUACCACUACUAUUUAUAAUAGUUUUUGCCAAGUUUUUCACAUUGGAAACUAUUAAAAUGGAAAAAAGUAAGGUAACUGGGAAACUAUGUAAUUUGGGCAAAUAAUGUAUUUUAUUUAUCAAUAAUACUUUAGUGGUGGGGGGUUUUAUAAUUAAUAAGAAUAAAAGCAUGGUAAAUGGACUGAUAUACACCUUAAUUUCAAUGAGUUAUAUUUUAUCUACUAUUUAAAGCUGGAAUUAGAUUAGCUUUUAAGGCGAUUAUAAAAAUAACAUCAAAUAAGGCUAAUGGAAUACGAUAUUUUAGAGAGAAAUUAUGUAUUAAUAAUGAUAAUAAUAUUAGUGGAGGAGGUUAUUAUGAUUAAAAUGGACUUAAAAAUGGUGAAUGGAUUGACAUAAAUGAAUAAUUUUGUGAGUAAAUUAUUAAAUGAUCAUCUUAGUAAUUACAACGACAUGAUAUAUGUCGGAGUAUACGAAAAUGGAGUAAAAAAAGGAAAAUGGCAUACAAUUUAAAACGGCAAUAUAAUGUAUCAUAAUUUUUAUUCUUAGUGGAGGUGGAAAUUUCGAUGAUUAUGGGAUGAAAAAUGGAAAAUGGAUAGAAGUGAAUAAGAAUUAUAAUUAGUAAAUUUAAUAUUAUAAUUAAAGAGUAUAUUGUAUAACUGAAGUUGGAACAUUUUUAAAUGGGCUUAGAUUAAAUUAAUGGAAUUAUUUUUCUAAAGGAAUAGAAAUGUAAAAAUUUUUUAGCAUUUUAUAAGUGGUGGGGGUUGUUAUAAUGAAGAAGGACUAAAAAAUGGAGUGUGGAUAGAAUUACUUAAUAAUUUCAAUUAGUUAAAUUUAUUAAUACAGUUAGAUAAAUUGAUAUUCAAUAAAAAGGUUUGUACUACAAAGGAAAUAAAUAAGGAUUAUGGAAAACUACAUACAAAGGAGAGAAAAUGUAAUUAUAUAAAUAUGCUUAGUGGCGAAGGUUAAUAUAAUGAUUAUGGUUUAAAGAUUGGAAAAUGGAUUGAGCUAGAUUAACAAUUUAGAGUGUAUUUAGUUUAGAUUAUUAUUAGUUAUAAAUAAAUUAUUCAUAUUGGAGAAUACUAAAAUGGAAAAAAAUAUGGAUAAUGGAAUACAUUAAGAUUUGGGACUAUAAUGUAUGAAAAUAUUUAACGAUCUUUAGAGGUGGUGGUUAAUAUGAUGAAAAUGGGUUUAAGAUUGGAAAAUGGGAGAAUCUGGAUGAUAAUUUUUGCAAGUAGUUCAAUUUUGAGAUUAUUAAAAUAGUAUUAAAUAAGUAACCUAUGUUGGUGAAUACAAGCAUGGAAUAAAAUGUGGAAAAUGGGAAGCUAUUCGUUUUAAAAUAAUAAUGUAUGGAAUCAAUUUCACAAAUAGUGGUUAUGGAGAAUAUAAUUAAUUUGGCUAAAAAUGCGGUAAAUGGUUAGAUUUAGAUGAUAAUUAUUACAAGUAAAAAGAGAUUAAUAAAAUUAAAUAGUUCAAAUUAAAUGACUAGAGAAGGAUUCUAUCAAGAUGGUUUAAAAUAUGGAAAAUGGGAAGUAUUUAACAAAGGAUUAUUUAUGUUAAAUAUUAUUUAAAAUUAUAUUAGUGGCAAAGGAUAUUAUGAUGAGAACCACUCUAAAGUAGGAAAAUGGAUAGAACCAAUUAAGAAUUAUAAUAGGUAUAUAUUAAUUAUACUUUAGUUUAAAAGAAAUUACUUAUUAAGGGUUAUAUUCAAAAGGUAAAAAAAUUGGAUGUUGGAAAGCAUUUUAAUCAAAUAAAACAAUGAAUAUGUAUCCUAAAAAAUUAUUUUCAUUUAAGUGGAGGAGGAUCGUAUAAUGAAAUGGGUCUUAAACACGGCCAAUGGACAGAUUUGGAUGAUAAUUAUUAAACGUAUCAUUCAAUUUAUUGAGAAUAGAUUUAGAUAAAUAUCUUAUAGUGGUAAAUAUAUUUCUGGAAGAAAGAUUGAAGAUUGGUACAUAUUAUAUAAAGGUGGCAUUAUGUAAAACUUUGUUAAUUAUUUAAGCGGAGGAGGUUCAUAAAAUGAAUUCUAACUUAAAGAUGGAAAAACGAUAGAAAUUAAGGAUAACUUUUAAAGGUUGUUUAAUUAUAAUGCAUUAAGAUAUUGUCAAUUAACAUAUGCUGGUGAGUUUCAGAAUGGAAGAAGGUGCGGGAGAUGGUUCAUUUUUUAUUAAGGGCAUGUUUUGUAAAUAAUUCUUGAGUAUAGUAGAGGUGGAGGAAACUAUAAUGAUAAAGGUUUGAAGAAUGGAGAAUGGAUUGAACCUGAUGACAAUUUUCUUGAGUAUUCAUUUUUUUUAUUUUAAGCUGGAACUUGAAAAUUCACAUUAAAAAAUAUAGAUAAGGAAUUAAUAAAAAUUAGCUUUUAUUGCCACAAUUAUGA
Molecule: messenger RNA, 2861 nt
Organism: Paramecium sonneborni
Lineage: Eukaryota; Ciliophora; Oligohymenophorea; Peniculida; Parameciidae
Source: the annotation of a GenBank genome assembly